Anoplophora glabripennis (Asian longhorned beetle) is the source of this 1695-nucleotide messenger RNA. RefSeq names its product EF-hand domain-containing family member B. Bases 1 to 1695 code for a protein of 564 amino acids. The transcript is spliced from 9 exons. NCBI's taxonomy places the organism in Eukaryota, Metazoa, Arthropoda, Insecta, Coleoptera, Cerambycidae. The record is from RefSeq and is a predicted model, not a curated record.
AUGGCAAAUAAAGGAAAAUUUAUCGACAGAUCACCUAUAAUACGUGCUGCGGGGAAGUCUACGGGCAUAGCUGAGAAUACCGUGGCGACAACAUUAAGGGAAUAUUCUCUAGAGGAUCAAAUAACAGCCAUUAAACAUGACGCGAAUAUUUGGAAGGAGGACGUUUUCAUUCCACCUAGAAAUCUACCACCGAUUAAAAUCGCGGAAUUUUAUUGUAAUAUUACAAUAUAUAUACAGGUGAAAAAACUAUUAAACCCACCAAUGCUAACGAGGUAUCAGGAAUUAAUAGAGAAUUUAAAAGAAACCCCAUACGCAAGUUUCUGGAACAAGGAGCUUGGUAAAUCUAGAGACUAUGUUCCUGGGUUACCAGCUGGUACGGUCCCGGAAUUAAUCACGUUUGGCUCGCCACCGGUCAUAGAACCAACGAUGAAAGAGUUGGUAAACCCCCCGAAAACUCCAUACGAGGUGCUCUGGGACAGCCAAGUUGCACAUGAAUGGUACAAGAAAACUCACAACGAUUAUAACCCGUCCGAGAGGAUUACCAGAGGUUACAAUGAACACUUUGAUCCCACUCAAAGAUUUGGAGGUAAAAGCCGAUACGACCUGAGAGGCAUAUGGGUAAGAUGUGCUUGCGACUGGCACCACAAGGAAGCCGCAGUUUCCGCCAAUAAAAUAAAAGCAAAUUUCAUCGAACGAACAAAACCGCUACUUGGAAAAGUCUUAGCUCCUAAUCAUAAUGUAUAUUGCGUCCCGAAAGGUCACCGUUUUGGAAAAGUAAUUCCCAAGCCAUUUUACGGCAUAUCCGAGCUGUUGAAAGACUCAAACGUGACGCCAUGUUUGUUUAAGCGAGACUUCUACAAGUGGCUAGGGUCGCUGAACCGUUUGAAAUUGUUGUUGAAACAAAGAAGCAAUAAAGAUUUGCAUUUGGACGAUUUCUACAGGACAGCCAUGUAUUUUGACAAAGAGAAGACGGGAUGGUUGCCGAUAGACACAUUUUACGAGUUGUGUGCCUGUCAAGCACUCACUUUUCCCAAGGAAGACAUCGAAUCUCUUAUGAAAGUCCUGGGCGUUAUUGUCGACGACAAAAUCGACUAUAAAAGAUUCAUUGAAAUGAUUAACAUCCAUUCGCCAUCGUUCGAGAUAAUGGAGUUUAACGAUAUCCCCAAGGAAAGCAGGUACUACUUAACGACGAAUCAGGCUGCAAGUUGCGACUACCUGGUAAUGGACAAUUCAGGUAUGCGUGCCGCGGGUGUACCGUCUAUCCGUUACGAUAUACAACAUCCCGUCACUCCUUUCGGAGGUUGCAGGGCGGAUAUAGGACACCUGGGAGAUUAUACUUCGGCUAACGCCUUGAUUAACCCCAGCAUAUACACUAAUUACGGGCUGACCUACAGGGAUUUCUUCGUGCCGAGAUCUCCGCAAACGAUUCGGACCCUAUUCGAAAAAGUGGGGUACAGCUUCCCGGGGGACACGUUCGAAAGGCUGUGGAAAGUUGGCGUAGCAAUAGAUAAAACCGGGUUGGUGUGCGUCGACACGUUCAAGAUGUUACUAAAAACACAUAGACCCUAUCCGAAAUUAGCAGUGGACGAGCAGGAAUGCAAGAAGAGUCCGAAAUUAGCAGUGGACGAGCAGGAAUGCAAGAAGUGUCCGAAAUUAGCAGUGGACGAGCAGGAAUGCAAGAAGAGAUAUCAAUAA